Molecule: messenger RNA, 10761 nt
Organism: Coregonus sp. 'balchen'
Lineage: Eukaryota; Metazoa; Chordata; Actinopteri; Salmoniformes; Salmonidae
Source: the annotation of a GenBank genome assembly
AUCAUUACCAAGAGGGAGGUGAACUCGAAGCAUGGCCCCGCCAUAAGGACUGAUCUGGAGCCAGAGGUCUUCAGGCCAAACCUGAGCAAGCCCAGCGACCUCCUGCAGAUGGACCAGAUAGAGAAGGUGACUUGAUUGCUAUUCUCGAUCAGAAGAACACAGAGGAGCUAUUUGUACAGUCGUGGUCAAAAGUUUUGAGAAUGACACAAAUAUUAAUUUUCAAAGUCUGCUGCCUCAGUUUUUAUGAUGGACAUUUGCAUAUAUUCCAGAAUGUUAUGAAAAGUGAUCAGAUGAAUUGCAAUUAAUUGCAAAGUCCCUCUUUGCCAUGAAAAUGAACUUAAUCCCCAAAAAACAUUUGCACUGCAUUUCAGCCCUGCCACAAAAGGACCAGCUGACAUCAUGUCAGUGAUUCUCUCGUUAACACAGGUGAGAGUGUUGACGAGGAAAAGGCUGGAGAUCACUCUGUCAUGCUGAUUGAGUUAGAAUAACAGACUGGAAGAUUUAAAAGGAAGGUGGUGCUUGAAAUCAUUGUUCUUCCUCUGUUAACCAUGGUUACCUGCAAGGAAAGAUGUGCCGUCAUCAUUGCUUUGCACAAAAACGGCUUCACAGGCAAGGAUAUUGCUGCUAGUAAGAUUGCACCUAAAUCAACCAUUUAUCGGAUCAUCAAGAACUUCAAGGAGAGAGGUUCAAUUGUUGUGAAGAAGGCUUCAGGGCGCCCAAGAAAGUCCAGCAAGCGCCAGGACCGUCUCCUAAAGUUGAUUCAGCUGCGGGAUCGGGGCACCACCCGUGCAGAACUUGCUCAGGAAUGGCAGCAGGCAGGUGUGAGUGCAUCUGCAUGCACAGUGAGGCGAAUACUUUUGGAGGAUGGCCUGGUGUCAAGAAGGGCAGCGAGGAAGCCACUUCUCUCCAGGAAAAACAUCAGGGACAGACUGAUAUUCUGCAAAAGGUACAGGGAUUGGACUGCUGAGGACUGGGGUAAAGUGAUUUUCUCUGAUGAAUCCCCUUUCCGAUUGUUUGGCGCAUCCGGAAAAAAGCUUGUCCGGAGAAGACAAGGUGAGUGCUACCAUCAGUCCUGUGUCAUGCCAACAGUAAAGCAUCCUGAGACCAUUCAUGUGUGGGGUUGCUUCUCAGCCAAGGGAGUGGGCUCACUCACAAUUUUGCCUAAGAACACAGCCAUGAAUAAAGAAUGGUACCAACACAUCCUCUGAGAGCAACUUCUCCCAACCAUCCAAGAACAGUUUGGUGACGAACAAUGCCUUUCCAGCAUGAUGGAGCACCUUGCCAUGAGGCAAAAGUGAUAACUAAGUGGCUCGGGGAACAAAACAUCGAAAUGUUGGGUCCAUGGCCAGGAAACUCCCCAGACCUUAAUCCCAUUGAGAACUUGUGGUCAAUCCUCAAGAGGCAGGUGGACAAACAAAAACCCACAAAUUCUGACAAACUCCAAGCAUUGAUUAUGCAAGAAUGGGCUGCCAUCAGUCAGGAUGUGGCCCAGAAGUUAAUUGACAGCAUGCCUGGGCAGAUUGCAGAGGUGUUGAAAAAGAAGGAUCAACACUGCAAAUAUUGACUCUUUGCAUAAACUUAAUGUAAUUGUCAAUAAAAGCCUUUGACACUUAUGGAAUGCUUGUAAUUAUACUUCAGUAUACCAUAGUAACAUCUGACAAAAAUAUUUAAAAACACUGAAGCAGCAAACUUUGUGAAGACCAAUACUUGUGUCAUUCUCAAAACUUUUGACCACGACUGUACUAUCUGUAUUCACCUGUAUUUAUUAUUCAUCUGGAUCCUGUGAAUAAAAAUAGUACACAUAGGGAGAUUUGUUAUUCUGGUCCAUAUUACAAGUGGAUUAUGAAUGUUCUAUACAUUGCGUUUAUAUCUGCUGUGUUCCCUAUUUUAAGAGGCUGAUCUAAACUAAGUGUUCUACUAGAUGCCCCAGGAGCAAUGUCUCCACUGAGACCCAGAGCAGGCAGUAAGAGCUGGAGACCAAACCUGUCCUCAGCUGCUUUUAACUGUCGUCUCUCUGGGAUCCUCUGUGCCUUAGUCUCUGUUUAAUUGGCUCCCUACUAAAUUAGUCUCUUUCUUUCUUUCUUUCUUUCUUUCUUUCUUUCUUUCUUUCUUUCUUUCUUUCUUUCUUCUUUCUUUCUUCUUUCUUUCUUUCUUUCUUUCUUUCUUUCUUUCUUUCUUCUUUCUUUCUUUCUUUCUUUCUUUCUUUCUUUCUUUCUUUCUUUCUUUCUUUCUUUCUUUCUUCUUUCUUUCUUUCUUUCUUUCUUUCUUUCUUUCCUUUUUCUUUUCUUUCUUUCCUUGUAGCUGGCCAAAAACCUCCCUCCCAGGACAAUCGGCUACCACUGGUCUCUGGCCUUCAGCACCAAUAAACAUGGCAUGAGCAUCAAGACCCUGUACCGGGCCAUGCAGGGCCUGGACACACCCGUGCUCAUGGUGAUCAAGGACAGCGACGGACAUGUGAGUGGUGUGGAUGGUGACCAGUAUACAGUUAGACCUAGGUUGAAUACUUGAACUGAGAUUGUGCUUGAUUUAGCUUGAAGUUUGCACUUGUAGGACUAUUUCAUUGGUUACAUUGGGCUAUGUGUACUACAUUAUUGCUAGUAUUUGAAAGCAUUUAUAUUUCAACCAGGUAUAUAUACAGUACAUCUUUAGAAAAUAUGUGUGCUCAGGUCUAUUGUUAAGGAUCACUGUAAGUUAACUCAUGAGGACCCCUCAUGAGGACCAAUCAAAUGUAUUUGUCACAUAAUCCGAAUACAACAGGUGUAGACUCCAGUGAAAUGCAAAAAAAAAAAAAAAAAAGACUCCAGUCACCCAAGUCAUAGACUGUUCUCUCUGCUACCGCAUGGCAAGCGGUACCGAUGCUCCAAGUCUGGAACCAACAGGACCCUAAAAAGCCUCUACCCCAAGCAUUACGACUGAUAUACAGUGCCUUCAGAAACUAUUCAGACCCCUUGACUUUUUCCACAUUUUGUUAUGUUACAGCCUUAUUCUAAAAUUGAUUAAAUUGUCCUGAUGGAAGGUGAACCUUCGCCCCAGUCUGAGGUACUGAGCGCUCUGGAGCAGGUUUUCAACAAGGAUCUCUCUGUAUUUUGCUCUGUUCAUCUUUGCCUCGAUCCUGACUAGUCUCCCAGUCCCUGCCGCUGAAAAAUAUCCCCACAGCAUGAUACUGCCACCACCAUGCUUCACCGUAGGGAUGGUGCCAGGUUUCCUCCAGACGUGACGCUUGGCAUUCAGGCCAAAGAGUUCAUUCUUGGUUUCAUCAGACCAGAGAAUCUUGUUUCUCAUGGUCUGAGAGUCUUUAGGUGACAUUUGGCAAACUCAAAGCGGGCUGUCAUGUGCCUUUUACUGAGGAGUGGCUUCCGUCUGGCCACUCUACCAUAAAGGCCUGAUUGGUGGAGUGCUGCAGAGAUGGUUGUCCUUCUGGAAGGUUCUCCCAUCUCCACAGAGGAACACUAGGGCUCUGUCAGAGUGACCAUCGGGUUCUUGGUCACCUCUCUGAUCUAGGCCCUUCUCCCAAAUUGCUCAGUUUGGCUGGGCGGCCAGCUCUAGGAAGAGUCUUGGUGGUUCCAAACUUCUUCCAUUUAAGAAUGAUGGAGGCCACUGUGUUCUUGGGAACCUUCAAUGCUGCAGAAUUUUUUUUUGUACCACGACACAAUCCUGUCUCUGAGUUCUACGGACAAUUCUUUGUGGCUUGGUUUUUGCUCUGACAUGCACUGUCAGUUGCGGGACCUUUAUAUAGACUGGUGUGUGCCUUUCCAAAUCAUGUCCAAUCAAUUGAAUUUACCACAGGUGUAAUCCAAUCAAGUUGUAGAAACAUCUCAAGGAUGAUCAAAGGAAACAGGAUGCAUCUGAGCUCAAUUUCGAGUCGCAUAGCAAAGGGUCUGAAUACUUAUGUAAAUAAGGUAUUUCUGUUUUUUAAAUUUAAAUUUGCUAACAUUUCUAAAGACCUGUUUUCACUUUGUCAUUAUGGGGUAUUGUGUGUAGGUGGUCCUCUGUAGCUCAGCUGGUAGAGCACGGCGCUUGUAACGCCAAGGUAGUGGGUUCGAUCCCCGGGACCACCCAUACACAAAAAUGUAUGCACGCAUGACUGUAAGUCGCUUUGGAUAAAAGCGUCUGCUAAAUGGCAUAUUAUUAUUAUUAUUAUUAGAUUGGUGAGGACAAAUUUUUAUUUAAUCCAUUUAAUAAUAAGGCUGUAAUGUAACAAAAUGUGGAAAAAGUCAAGGGUUUGAAUACUUUCCGAAUGAACUGUAUAUAUACACUACCGUUCAAAAGUUUGGGGUCACUUAGAAAUGUCCUUGUUUUAGAAAGAAAAGCCUUUUUUUUUGUCCAUUAAAGAAAAAGCCAUAUCUCUUACUGGCCAAUAAAAAGAAAAGAUUAAGAUGGGCAGUCUGAGAUAUGGCUUUUUCUUUGCAAUUCUGCCUAGAAGGUCAGCAUCCCGGAGUCGCCUCUUCACUGUUGACGUUGAGACUGGUGUUUUGCGGGUACUAUUUAAUGAAGCUGCCAGUUGAGGACCUGUGAGGCGCCUGUUUCUCAAGCUAGACACUCUAAUGUAUUUGUCCUCUUGCUCAGUUGUGCACCGGGGCCUCCCACUCCUCUUUCUAUUCUAGUUAGAGCAAGUUUGCACUGUUCUGUGAAGGGAGUAGUACACAGCGUUGUAUGAGAUCUUCAGUUUCUUGGCAAUUUCUCGCAUGGAAAAACCUUCAUUUCUCAGAACAAGAAUAGAGUGACGAGUUUCAGAAGAAAGUUAUUUGUUUCUGGCCAUUUUGAGCCUGUAAUCGAACCCACAGUUGUUGAUGCUCCAGAUACUCAACUAGUCUCAAGAAGGCCAGUUUUAUUGCUUCUUUAAUCAGCACAACAGUUUUCAGCUGUGCUAACCUAAUUGCAAAAGGGUUUUCUAAUGAUCAAUUAGCCUUUUUAAAAUGAUAAACCUGAAUUAGCAAACACAACGUGCCAUUGGAACACAGGACUGAUGGUUGCUGAUAAUGGGCCUCUGUACACCUAUUUAGAUAUUACAUAAAAAAUCAGCCGUUUUCAGCUACAAUAGCCAUUUACAACAUUAACAAUGUCUACACUGUAUUUCUGAUCAAUUUGAUGUUAUUUUAAUGGACAAAAAAUUUGCUUUUCUUUCGAAAACAAAGACAUUUCUAAGUGACCAUAAACUUUUUAACUUUAGUGUGUACUCCAUAUAUAUAUCUAUAUAUAUAUAUCAUUGUUUUAUUUUUUUGUCAAUUUCGACCAGCCCACCCUCAUAAAAGAUGAUCCGGCCCUUCUGGUAUGAUAAAAGGCAGUUAGCUCAUCUGGUAGGCUCGCUUCACUGGGCAGUUCGCUGCUGGUUUUCCCUUUGUAAUUCAUGUCCCGCUCCUUGAAAGUGGCAGCUCUAGCCUUUAGCUCAGUGUGGAUGUUGCCUGUACUCCAUGGCUUCUGGUUGGGAUAUGUACGUACGGUCACUGUGGGGACGACGGUGUCGAUACACUUAUUAAUGAAGCUGGUGACUGAUGUGGUAAACUCCUCAAUGUUACCGGAUGAAUCGUGGAACAUAUUCCAGUCUGUGCUAGCGAAACAGUCCUGUAGCUUAGCAUCCGCUUCAUCGCUCCACUUCCGUAUUGAGCACAUCACUGGUACUUCCUGUUUUAGUUUUUGCUUGUAAGCAGGAAUCAGGAGGAUUGAGUUAUGGUCAGAUUUGACAAAGGGAGGGCGAGGGAGAGCCUUGUAUGCAUUUCUGUGUGUGGAGUAAAUGUGAUCUAGAAUUUUGUCGCCUCUAGUUGCACAGAUGACAUGCUGGUAAAAAUGAGGUAAAACGGAUUUCAGUUUCCCUGCAUUAAAAUCACCGGCCACGAGAAGCGCCACCUCUGGAUGUUUAUUUUCUUGUUUUCUUAUGACCCUAUGCAGCUUAUUGAGUGUGGUCUUAGUGCCAGCAUCGGUUUGUGGUGGUAAAUAGACCGCUACGAAAAAUAUAGAUAAACUCUCUUGCUAAAUAGUAUGGUCAGCAGCUUAUCAUUAGGUUUUCUAACUCAGGCGAGCAAAAACCUGAAACUUCCUUAACAUUAGAGAUCGCGCACCAGCUGUUAACAAAUAAACACCCUCCCCAGUUCAUCUUACCCAAGGCUGCUGUCCGGUCUAGACGAUGCAUGGAAAAACCAGUGAGAUGUGUAUAAUCCAUGUCCUUGUUCAGCCACGAGUCCAAGAAACAUAGAAUAUUACAGUUCUUCAGGUCACGUUGAUAGGACAGUCUCGAACGGAGCUCAUCCUACCGCCCCGUAGCACUCACGUCGGUAGCCAUGAAGUGCUUUGAAAGGCUGGUCAUGACUCACAUCAACAACAUCAUCCCGGAAACCCUAGACCCACUAUAAUUCGCAUAGCGCCCCAACAGAUCCACAGAUGACGCAAUCUCAAUCGCACUCCACACUGCCCUUUCCCACCUGGACAAAAGGAACACCUAUGUGAGAAUGCUGUUCAUUCACUACAGCUCAGUGUUCAACACCAUAGUGCCCUCAAAGCUCAACAAUAAGCUAAGGACCCUGGGGCUAAACACCUCCCUCUACAACUGGAACCUGGACUUCCUGACGGGCCGCCACCAGGUGGUAAGGGUAGGCAACAACACAUCUGCCACGCUGAUCCUCAACACUGGGGCCCCUCAGGGGUGCGUGCUUAGUUCCCUCCUGUACUCCCUGUUCACCUACGACUGCGUGGCCAAGCACGACUCCAACACCAUCAUUAAGUUUACGGAUGACACAACAGUGGUAGGCCUGAUCACCGACAACGAUGACACUACCAGGUCUCUGAUCUCCUCCCUAUAGGCUGUGUGGUGCCAGGACAACAACCUCUCCCUCAAUGUGAGCAAGACAAAGGAGCUGAUCGUGGACUACAGGAAAAGGAGGGCCGAAAAAGCCCCCAUUAACAUCGACGGGGCUGUAGUUGAGCGGGUCGAGAGUUUCAAGUUCCUUGGUGUCCAGUACAUCACUGGGGCCAAGCUUCCUGCCAUCCAGGACCUAUAUACUAGGCGUUGUCAGAGGAAGGCCCAAAAAAUUGUCAAAGACUCCAGUCACCCGAGUCAUAGACUGUUCUCUCUGCUACCACACGGCAAGCGUUACCAGAGCGCCAAGUCUAGGUCCAAAAGGCUCCUUAACAGCUUCUACCCCCAAGCCAUAAGACUGCUGAACAAUUAAUCAAAUGGUCACCCGAACUAUUUACAUUGACACCCCCCCAUUGUUUUUACACUGCUGCUACUCGCUGUUUAUUAUCUAUGCAUAGUCACUUUUCCCCUACCUACAUGUCAAAAUUACCUCGACUAACCUGUACCCCCGCACAUUGACUUUGUACCGGUACCCCCUGCAUAUAGCUUCGUUAUUGUUAUUUUAUUGUGUUACUUUUUAAUUUAUUUUUUACUUUAUUUUAUUUAGUAAAUAUUUUUCUUAACUCUAUUUAUUGAACUGCAUUGUUGGUUAAGUGCUUGUAAGUAAGCAUUUAAUCUAGCUACUUUCUCAUUUCUAUCUCAGACUGCUGGUGAUCCGUCUAAAUUUGGGAAAACAGUGAAUGCACUAUUGGUUUAUCCUUCCCUCUCCCUCCCUCCCUCCCCUUCCUUCCUCUCUCUCUCUCCCUCCCUCUCAUUAUAUCUCUCUCUCUAUCUAUUACCCCCCGUCUCCAUCUCCAUAUUCUCUCUCCCUCCCUUCUUUUCUCUCCCUCUAUUUGCCUCCAUCUGUCUCUCUCUACAUACUCUUUAUCCCUUUAUAAAGCUGAAAUUUGUAAAUUGGUAAUGACAGCUAGAUAGAGCCCCUCUAUUACUGCAAAACCAUUGUGUCCACUGGAGGUCAAAAAUCAUUUUGGCCCGAUUUCCUUCAAAUGUUUGACCUCCAUUGAACACAAUGGUCUUGCAGUACUAGACGGUCUCUGUGUCUGUCUGUCUGUCUGUCUGUCUGUGAGUGUAUAAGUCUUUAAAGCAAUGUAUUGAGUUAUGGAUGAAAUCAAUUGACGCAUAUAUUUUGAGAGAGAGAGAGAGAGAGAGAGAGAAGAAGAGAGAGAGAGAGAGAGAGAGAGAGAGAGAGAGAGAAUGAGACAGAGAGAGAGAGCGAGAGAGAGAGAGAGAGAGAGAGAGAGAGAGAGAAGUAGAGAGAGAGAGAGCUAGAGAUAGAGAAGAGAGAGAUAGAUAGAGAGCCGAUGAGAGAGAGAGAGAAGAGAGAGAGAGAGAGAGAGAGGCAAUUUGACGCACAUUAAUGCAUCUGGCUCAGUUGGUAGAGCGUCUGCUAAAAUGUAAAAAUAAUUAUCUCUAGACAUCAAUAUUGUGACACUAAUAAUCUUCCGCUGGUUGACUGCAAUGUAUUAACUUAAGCAUCAUAUUUCUUGAAGCAUUUAAUUUUGAUAAAACAUACCAGAUUGAUGCUUUUCAAUGAUAUCAUGUUGUCUAUAGAAACAGGUCCUUUCUUAAUUGAAAUAUCAGAAAACAUAUCACAUAGUCAACGUUAAUUCCGGUUAUUGACUAUGGUGAUAUCAUCUAUAGAAAUUCAGCUGCAACUGUUUUGAAGUGUUGGAAGCAGUUAAUCAUAGCACAUCACGUUUUAUUACGGGCGAUAUGUUCAGUACACAUCAUUGCAUUCUGUAUCAGAAAGUUGGCUGGCCCUCCUUGAAGUCUCGUAGAUCGAUGCAUUGUGCUCUUUUUGUCUAUAAAGCCCCCUGGUAUAAACCUCCGCCAUACCUUACCUCAUUAUUAACCUUCAGACGUAUAAGUUACCAGACCGGGACUCAGGGAUAGCUAACCCUGGAGAUCCCUUCAAUCUCCACUGAGUUAGGUCAAUCUGUUUUUAGUUUUUUUGCGCCUCUCAUGUUGAAUGAUCUCCAAAAUACCAUAAUGUUGGUGGAGUUGGUGCCUCUAGGGCAAUUCAGGCAGCCUUUUAACUGAAGAAUGUGUUUGUUUCAUAUGAUUGUGUUUUGCUUUUUGUGUUUUGUAUUUGCUUUUCAUGUAUUGUGUAAUUGAUGUGUAUAUACAGUAGAUAUGUAUCAGUGGAGGCUCCUCGGAGGAGGAAGGGGAGGACCAUCCUCAGUGAAUUUCAUACAAAUAAAAAUGGUAAAACAUUGAAAAAGUUAUCAUUUUUAGAUAAAACUAUACUAAAUAUAUUAAUGUCACCAAAUAAUUGAUUAAAACACACCGUUUUGCAAUGAAGGUCUACAGUAGCCUCAACAGCACUCUGUAGGGUAGCACCAUUGUGUAGCCGGAGGACAGCUAGCUUCCAUCCUGCUCUUGGUACAUUGACUUCAAUACAUAACCUAGGAGGCUCUUGGUUCUCACUCCCUUCCAUAGACUUACACAGUAAUUAUGACAACUUCCGGAGGACGUCCUCCAACCUAUAAUAGCUCUUGCAGCAUGAACUGACAUGUUUUCCACCCAGUCAAAGGAUCAGAGAAUGAAUCUAGUACUGAAAACAUAAGCUACAGCUAGCUAGCACUGCAGUGCAUAAAAUGUGGUGAGUAGUUGACUCAAACAGGGAGAAAGACAAUAGUUGAACAGUUUUCAACAAACUAAUUUCUUCAAAAAUGAAGGAGAAGCAAGAGAGAGAGAGAGAGAGAGAGAGAGAGAGAGUGUCAUUUUUUUUUCAGUUUCACUUACUUAGCUAGCAAAUGCAGCUAGCUAGUUUAGUUACUCAAACACCUGGCUCAAACAGAGGGAUGCUAUGUUAGCUAGCUGGCUAUGACUAGCCAACACAACACGGGAACUCUUCCAAGUCAAGGUAAGCUUGUGGUUUUAUUAAUUUAUUGCCACCGGGGCCCGCCGGUCUAACUGCUUACUGACUAUACACUGUAACGUUACUGCAUGAUUGUGGCGGGUUUACAAAUGCAUUAGUUCUAUUGGCUGUGUUGACUAGGACGUUACUUUAGCUAAUAUGGGGACAACGAUGUAGGCUGUGUGUAGCGGUUAUGAAAUGGUUUGGUUUGGAUUUUUUUGUUGUUGCCUGGUCAACAUGUGUUGUUCAUUGAAGUCCACAAACGAAGGGAAAAGGUGAAAGGAGGAGAGUGCAUAGAGGAUAGAAUGAAUACAACGUGGCUGCUAUGAAAGUGAACUCUGUUUAUACGUGAUCAGGGGUGUAUUCAUUCUGCCGAUUCUAUUGAAAAACGUUCCUUAAACGGAAGCAAACGAAACUGGGAUAAAAAUUUGAAUUUGUCCAAUAGAAACUCUUGUUUGCAACUGUUGGACUAAUGAUUACACCCUAGAUAAGCUAGAUGCAGGCAAGAGUGUGUGGUAUUGAAUGUGUCACUUUCUGUCCAUGUGUCACUGUCUGUCAUCUCACAUUUUUCUUUCGACCUGUGUGCACCUACGUUGUAAACUUUCAUUCAUAGGCUAGGUUGUAGCAACCUCAUGAUGGGUAUAGGGAAAUUUUGAGUAUCAUGUAGUAGCCUAACCCUGGGUGAAUGGAAUAUGACUGACAGUCAUCCAACAUGCUGUAAUAGAAAUAAGGCCAUGCUCAUGAAAAAAAUAAUUGUCCUCCCUCAUCAUAGACGGCACUGACCGCCACGGAUAUGUAUAGUGUAAUUGUUGUUUAUUGAUGUGUUCAUGCAGGGCUCGUCUGCGAAAGAGACUGUUGUAUCAGCAUGACUCCCUGCUUAAAUAAAGGUGAAAUAAAAUGAAAAAGUUGUUUAUGGCUGAUUUGAGUUUGACUUUUGUUCUCUGUGUCUUUGCAGAUGUUUGGUGCCCUGGCCUCUGAGCCCUUUAAAGUCAGCGACAGCUUCUAUGGAACAGGAGAGACCUUCCUUUUUACCUUCUGUCCUGACUUUGAG